GGAUGCUCCAUGCCAUAGUAAGAUGUCAGAUAGUUUCUUCAUUUUACUUCUAAGAAUACUUUAGUAUUAAGUCCUUUGGAACUCUUUCUCCAUGUAAGAUGCCGAUGCGUCGCAGAGGACGAGUGAAGGACGGGCGUAUCGCUCAUCACAACGAGGAGCUUCGCAAGGAGCUACUGUCCGACCCAGAGUCUACUACGGGGAUGACACCUAAAAUAUUUACGCUUACAAAAAUAUCUUCAAAAAGUCAGGUUGCUGGGAGUCCGUCCAACAAAUCUGAAUGGAGGACCAGGAACUGGCUAACAGACAGACUUUUGACCCAGGCGCUUGCUGAUGAAACAAGUGAUGGAGUCAAUGAAAUGGUUCGGUCUAUGUUGGAAAAGGAGAAUCACUUCAGGGAGAAAAUGGAUGAACACCUGAGGCAGGCGGACCACAUCGCCCUGCGACAGAAGGAGAUUCAGCAUAAGGAGUGGACCCAUCGGGUUUCAAAACCGUUACAGAAAACCAUCGAGAAUUACAUCGAUAGUCAGUCAAGUGAGGACAUCGAGAAGAGAAGGCGAAAUCUCCACGAACAGUACUUGAAAUACUGCAAUAAAAAGGGUCGCGCGUUUAUGGGAGAUUAUGAUCCCUCGGAGUAUGACCCUUUUAGCCACCAGCUUGACAAGAGCUAUCUGAAGGUGACCACCCCGCCGUUUUCAGAUCCCCUUCUGUACCCGUUUCAGAAGAGAAUAGAAGAGGAGAGGGUUGUGCUCCGCUGUGAGACAGGCAGACUGUAUUCUGCUAAAGAGAUAAAUGAGCUAAAAUUGCCAAAGAUUCCGUUCGAUCGGAGGAAGGUGAACAGCGCCGAGUGGCUGAAGGCUCCGGUAAGCUACAUCGAGAGUGACGUCCGGCAGAAAAGCAGGCAGAAAAUGAGAGGAACCCAUCUGAAAUCCAACAUAGACUGGAAGACCGAGCUGUAAAUGAACAUUUGUUUUUUCCUAAUCUAAAUCUAAUAAACGUUAUAGACUAA
This is a messenger RNA of Spea bombifrons (plains spadefoot toad), 1006 nucleotides long. Its product is annotated as protein FAM228B-like. The transcript is spliced from 8 exons. The record is from RefSeq and is a predicted model, not a curated record. NCBI's taxonomy places the organism in Eukaryota, Metazoa, Chordata, Amphibia, Anura, Pelobatidae. The coding region runs from base 99 to 956 and encodes 285 amino acids.